AGCUACAAAUAACAUUUUUAUUUAAUCGAUACAUUGAUUGAUAAUAAUGUUUUGAUGUUAAUGACAAGAUAGUGUUUAAAUAUCUGAUCUAAUCCUUGUUGUUAUUGUUUAACAAAUAUAUCAGAUUAUCACCAUGGAUUUAACUGAAAACAUUGCCAACAUAUCUUUACACGAGGAACAAACAGCGAAGAAACGAAACGAUUAUAUAGAUUGGCAAGAAUAUUUUAUGGCUGUUGCUUUUUUGGCGGCAAAACGCAGCAAAGAUCCCAAAACGCAAGUCGGCGCAUGCAUAGUUAAUAAUGAUAAUAAAAUAGUCGGCAUAGGUUAUAAUGGAAUGCCAAUUGGUUGUAAUGAUGACGACUUUCCCUGGGGAAAGAACACUCCAUCACCACUAGAUAGCAAAUAUCUUUAUGUAUGUCAUGCAGAAAUGAAUGCAAUAUUGAACAAAAACUCUGCAGAUGUCAAAGACUGCACAAUCUAUGUAGGAUUGUUUCCAUGUAACGAAUGUGCAAAAAUGAUCAUACAGUCUGGUAUUAAAAAGGUGGUAUAUUUAUCAGACAAAAAUGCACAUAGGCCUGAGUACAUUGCAUCAAAGAAGAUGUUUAAUGCUUCCAAUAUAAUAUAUAAACAAUACAAACCGAGGAUAAGUAAAAUUGAAAUAAAUUUCGACAUUGACUGGGAUUUGGUUAGCCCAACAAAAUAGAGGCUGCUUGUACAUCACUAUUAAAUUAAUCAAUUAAAAAGUACUUUUAAUUACUUACCAAAAUUAAUAGAAAAUAUGUAUUGGCAGAAUGCCUGUAUUUUAAUUACCAAGUCAGAAUUAUUGAACUUAAUUCGACCAAUUUAGGUGACAUCACUUACUUGAAUAAAUUAUUAUCUCAGUGCAACAAAGAACAUUAUAAACAAAAACUCAUAAUUGUUUUGGUAAAACCCAAUUUGUAAUGAAUAUGGAAUAUAUGACAUUUAGUGAAAUGAAUUCAUUGAAACUUGUCUUUUAUUUUAUAAUUUCUAAGAUUAUUUUACUGGGUUUGGAAAUUUUUUUUUAGAAAACAGCAAACAUUUGAUUUAUAGUUCAGAAUGAAUAGUCCUAACAUUACAAAAAAAAAAAGGUUUAUACUGGUUAUUUAGUUUGUA
Messenger RNA from Bombyx mandarina (wild silkworm), 1134 nucleotides. RefSeq names its product deoxycytidylate deaminase. Gene Ontology annotation, cellular component: cytoplasm. Lineage: Eukaryota; Metazoa; Arthropoda; Insecta; Lepidoptera; Bombycidae. The record is from RefSeq and is a predicted model, not a curated record. Gene Ontology annotation, molecular function: dCMP deaminase activity; zinc ion binding.